AGAAGGUGCUGUCAUCGGAAACCCAGCUGUCAUGGAAGACGCUGCUGUCGUGGAUGACGCUGCUGUCGUGGAAGACGCUGCAACGCCCGGGACGACUCAGGGAGUCAUAGAAAACCAAGGAGUUCUGUCAGCGGCAGGAGCCCUAGUGGAGCUCACCCCGACCCCUGGCGGCCUGGCCCUGGUGAGCCCCUACCACACCCACCGGGUCGGAGACCCCUUAGACCUCGUGGCGCUCGCAGAGCAGGUGCAGAAGGCUAAUGAAUUUGUCAGAGCAAAUGCCACCAACAAGCUGACAGUCAUAGCCGAGCAAAUCGAACAUUUGCAAGAACAAGCCAGGAAAGUAUUGGAGGACGCUCGCAGAGAUGCUGACUUGCACCAUGUAGCUUGUAAUAUAGUGAAAAAACCUGGCAACAUUUACUACCUUUAUAAACGGGAGAGUGGUCAGCGGUAUUUUUCCAUUAUUUCUCCAAAGGAAUGGGGGACAGGUUGUCCACAUGACUUCCUUGGUGCGUACAAGCUACAGCACGACUUGUCCUGGACUCCGUAUGAGGACGCUGAGAAGCAGGAUGCUAGAAUCAGCAUCGUGACCAAGUUGCUAAGCCAGCCAGUGGCUCUGCCUCUGAGCCCUGAACCCAGCAUCCAGGGCUUCACUUCCACUGAGAGUGGACUCUGACAAAGGCUGUCAUGGCUAGGACCUGUCACCUCCUUGUUGCCCCAAUCUCUGCCUUGAUGGGAGGUGGCAUGAGAAUCGAGGACAUGUAGGGGAAUCAUGAACUUCUUUGAAAGUGGUCCUGUGUGAAUGUAAAUGCUGUCGUUAUUACUUUUAGUUGGGAUGGUAAAGAAUCACAUCAGUCUCUUUUGGGAUCCUCUCCAGGUCACAGAUACGCAACUCGUCAGUUUCAGAGUAUUGGCCAGUGUACUUUCCUUCUCCUUUAUCUCCAUCUGUUCUCCCAUAAAUCAGAGCAUUAGAGAAAGAAGGGUUUCUUCUUCCCUCGAAAAGAUUGGCAGGUCAUUUUCCAGAGAGGACUGUUGUUAGUCUCUUAGUAACUAGAAGGGUUUGAGAUUGGGGUUGUGGCUAUUGAACAGUUGGUGCAACUCCAGCUUCAGAUUCGUCUGGGAACCAGAAUGUUGGGUACUGGCGAUGAUAAACAGCUUGGCUUGGCUUGCGAGCGAGUAUGUGGUUCUGGUAUUUCUGCACGAUUGAUAAGGUUUGGCUUGUCCCAUUCUGCUCUUUCUGCCGAGCUAGGAUGACUGGAGAAUUUAAGGCAGCAGCAAUGGCCAGGUUUCGGGACAGUCAGCCUCUAAACUCACAGAAUUUUAGACUUGGAAGAGAUUUUGGAGGCUACCACUAACAACGUUAUGAAUCCACUCUCUAGCCCCACUGAGCAGGAGAUCCAGAGUUCCGCCAUCUGCAGCAGGAAGAAUCCAUUAAGUGGCAACUUUAGAAUAUUGUGGAAAAGAGAGUAGGACAGUGGGUGAGAAACAAGAAAAACAGCCAACCUGUUGAUUAUGAGUUAACUCGGAUUAAAAUUCAUUUUGACCUGAAUUAUUCAGGAACUUAACAGAAGCUUUUUGGCUGAGUUACUCUAUGCUGAUUCUGACUAAGCUCUUGUGGGACUCUACCUCACUUCCUGUUUGUUCAGUGGAAUUAGCUAAAUUGAUAGCACAGCCAGCAUUGCUGUACUUCCUUCAGUGCCAUAUAAUCUAUUACAACAUGCUGUAAAAGGAGUGAGAGAUCUGUACUUGAAAUCAAAUUGCCCAAGUUCCUUUCUGGGGAUGAAUGUCCUUUGUGUUGAUCUGCUUGGUAAUGCCACAAUCUCAUCCUGGUGUUAAAGGCCUUUCCUUAUAAGCUUCGCUCCUUGUGAGCUGUAAAUGGUCCACAAAGGCCUAGCAGAGGUUGGGACUAGAUUCUGUCAAGGUCACACAGAUGAUACUUGGUCACUCAGUUCACAGGAGGAUGCUCUGGAGGCAGCCACGAAAGCCUCUGGCUGGGAGGCUGCAGGAAAUGGGACACACACACACACUAGUGGUAUAGUAGUUGAUUCUUACUACAGAAAGUUUCCCAGAUUUUCAGAAGGUUUUGCAUGAUAAUGACAUUUUGAGUAGGUGCUUUGUUAUCCAUUGCUGCAUCAGUUACCACAAACUUAGUGGCUUUAAACAGCACACAUUUAUUAUUUCAGAGUUUCUGUGGAUCAGGAGUUGAGGCACACUUAACUGGGUCCUCUGCUUCAGGGUUUCUUUUCUCACAAGGCUGCAGUCGAAUUACUGGCCAGGCCUGUGUCCUCAUCUGAAGGCUCAGCUGAAGAAGGAUCUGCUUCCAAGCUCACUUAAAUUGUUGGCAGAAUUUCAGUUCCUCAAGGGUUUGUAGGACUGUGGAGCUCUGUUUACUAAUGAACUGUUAGCCAGAGGCUGCCCUUAGUUGUUUGCUACACGAGUCUUACCAACAUGGCAACUGUCUUCAUCAAAGCCAACAAGGAUGAGAGUCUGCUAGCAGGAUGGAAGUUAUGGCAGUGACAUCUCAUACCUUGGCUGUGCUCUGUUAAUUAGAAACAAGUCACUAGGCCAGCCCACACUCAAGGGAGGUAAUUACCUAAGGGUGUGAAUACCAGAAGGUGGAAAUCCUUGAAUCUUAGAAUCUGUGUGCCGCAGUGCUAAGUUGAGAGGGAGAAGGAAGGCUGUGGCUGGAAGAGGCAGUAUUACAAAGUGGUUAGGCUUGGUGGCUUUGAAGUCACAGAUCUGGACGCGACUCUCAGCUCUGACAGAAUAACCUCCCCUAGUGUUCCUGCUUCCUCCUCUGGUCCCUUCUCCAGUCCAUUCUGUAUUCAGUCAUCAGCUUGAUCUUUUGAAAAUGCAAAUCCACCUCACCCUUGACAUCUAUCCUAGCCACUGGAACACAGAGCAGUGUGAUUCAGGAGCAAACUUUCUUCCGUUCAAUAAGGUGUGCUCCUGGCACUGACCACCAGGUGGUGCCAUUGUACUUUCCUGAUUAAGCCAGUUACCAAGCUUAGAGAAAGUGACAUUGUGAAGUGAUUUUGGAGGUAGCAUCUCCUAGGGGGACUAGGACCCAGUGAUUAUAAACAGUAACCAUUUUUCACGCAUCCAUCCAUCUAUCCAUCCAUAAGUGAGUAAUACUUAAUUAUUGAGUAUUAAGUGCCUUCCAGGUUCCAGAUUCUGGAGAAUGACACAGGUGAGUAAGACAGGCCCCUAUUUCCAGGAAGCUUACGGUCUAGUGGGGGAGAAAGCAAGUCAGCCAUUACAACAUGGUAUAAGAAGGACUAUGAUAGAGGUGCACAUGGAAUAUCAUGGAGCACCGGGGAGGGCUGCUUAACUCAGCUUGGAGAAUUUGAGAAGGCUUUUUGGAAGAGCUGACACCUGCUUGGGUGUUGAAAAAGAAGCAAGAGUUAGAGCUUGUUUGGAGGCUCCAACUGUCGUCUCUGUAGGAAGGUUGUCUUUGGGGGUUAGGGCAGGGUUUAUUUUUGGAUGGAGUUUAUUUGUGAAUGAACAAAGGGAUAUCCACUUAACAAGCCAUAUCGACCAGAGUAAUCCUGCCAGUCAGGAAGGGUGGAGUGAGCUAGGUCCCAGCCAGAACACUCUUACUUCUAACAGCUAGGAGGUAGGUAGAUGAGGAAUCGGAUGAAAAGCAAUUCUAGACAAAAAAUAGCACGUGGGGGACACUGACAAGAAGCAAUACGACAUUUGGGGAAUUGCAGCUACAGUGAAGAAUAGUGGCCAGGCGGUAGGAGAGGAGAGCUAAUUGAAGGGUUGGCGGUAGGGAGUUGGUAAAAUUGGCCUUUUUAGAAGGCUCAUCUUGGCAGUGGAGGGUGAGUGGGGGAGAAACCACUGGGAGCCUCCAGCCCAGUCCAAGCAAGAGAUGUUGGAGGUUUGAACAAAGAUGGUGAUGGACUGA
Lagenorhynchus albirostris (white-beaked dolphin) is the source of this 3907-nucleotide messenger RNA. It is a transcript of the gene C2H1orf50, whose product is annotated as chromosome 2 C1orf50 homolog. NCBI's taxonomy places the organism in Eukaryota, Metazoa, Chordata, Mammalia, Artiodactyla, Delphinidae. The coding region runs from base 32 to 673 and encodes 213 amino acids. The transcript has 5 exons. The record is from RefSeq and is a predicted model, not a curated record.